GAUCCAUUGACUAUGGCGAAUGUCAGCCGGCAGAGUUUGACCUUGGAGCAGAGUUGGAAGGCUUUGCAGGAUUACUACAACCAGCAUGGCUCGAAAAUUAACAUGGCAGAGAUGUUCAAGGGAGAUUCCUCAAGGUUUAAAACCUACAGUGCCACUCUCCAGACACCAGAUGGAGACUUGUUGGUGGACUUCUCCAAGAAUCUCAUUAACCAAGAUGUCAUGAAACUCCUGAUGCAACUGGCAAAAGAGCGUGAUGUGGAGGCUAUGAGGGAUGCCAUGUUUAGUGGAGAACGAAUCAACUUCACAGAGAACAGAGCUGUAUUGCACAUUGCUCUUAGAAACAGAGGGAAUAAACCUAUUAUGGUGGACGGCAAAGAUGUGAUGCCAGAUGUGAAUGCUGUGCUGGCACAGAUGAGACAGUUCACAGAGGCUGUCCGUAGUGGUCAGUGGACUGGCUACACUGGGAAGAAGAUGACCGAUGUGGUCAAUAUUGGCAUUGGAGGGUCUGAUCUGGGUCCAUUGAUGGUGACAGAGGCACUGAAGCCAUAUUCAGUGGGUGGUCCCAACGUCCAUUUUAUCUCCAAUAUUGAUGGUACCCAUCUGGCCAAGACAGUGAAACAACUGAAUCCAGAGACCACACUGUUCAUUAUUGCCUCUAAGACUUUCACCACUUUGGAAACCAUCACCAAUGCCAACUCUGCCAAGCAGUGGUUUCUACAGCAAGCCAAUGAUCCUGCUGCUGUUGCAAAACACUUUGUGGCUCUGUCAACAAAUAAUGCAAAAGUUAAAGCAUUUGGAAUAGAUGAGAAGAACAUGUUUGCAUUCUGGGAUUGGGUUGGAGGACGCUACUCUCUUUGGUCGGCCAUAGGGUUGUCAAUUGCUGUGCACAUAGGCAUGGAUAAUUUUGAGCAGCUUCUCACUGGUGCUUUCCUGAUGGAUCAACACUUCCAGUCAGCUCCACUGGAGCAGAAUAUUCCUGUGAUUUUAGCUUUGCUGGGUGUCUGGUAUCACAAUUUCUUUGGUGCUGAGACUCAUGCACUGCUGCCAUAUGAUCAAUACAUGCAUCGCUUUGCUGCUUACUUCCAACAAGGUGACAUGGAGUCCAAUGGGAAGUAUGUCACACGCAGCGGAGCACGUGUGAACUAUAGCACUGGUCCUAUUGUGUGGGGAGAACCUGGAACCAAUGGACAACAUGCAUUUUAUCAGCUGAUUCAUCAGGGUACCCGUCUUGUUCCCUGUGAUUUCCUGAUCCCUGUAGAGACUCAGAACCCCAUCCAGGAUGGACUACACCACCAGAUUCUGCAGGCCAACUUCCUGGCCCAGACAGAAGCCCUGAUGCUGGGAAAGUCUAAAGAUGUAGCAGAAGCAGAACUCAGGAAGGCAGGCAUGGAUGAGGCAAAGAUCAAGCAUAUUUUACCCCAUAAAGUGUUUGAGGGAAAUAGACCCACAAACUCCAUUGUCUUCCAGAAGUUAUCACCUCUAAUGCUGGGAACUAUAAUAGCCAUGUAUGAACACAAGAUAUUUGUCCAGGGAGUGAUAUGGGACAUCAACUCCUAUGACCAGUGGGGAGUUGAGCUGGGCAAGGCACUGGCCAAUGUCAUCCAACCAGAACUGAAGGGGGCCGAGCCAGUCAGCAGUCACGACUCUUCUACCAAUGGUCUCAUCAACUUCAUCAAAUCUCACCGAAAGUGAAAAGAAGGGUGACAUUAAUUGUGUGGUGGUUAUAAUACAAUUCAUUCUUGAUAUGUAUAUAUUGUUCUUACUCCCGAGUUUCAGAGGUUGAAGGAAAUUCAACCCCAAUUAACUUAAAGGUUGUGCUGCAACCAUUAUUUCCAGAAUGUUCUGCUUUCAACUUGAAAACACCCAAGAUUAAUAUACCCAUUAGCAUACGUAACUUACAUUUUUUUGUGUUCUUUCAAACCCUAUAUAAAAACUACCACAUGAUUGCUGAAAAAUGGUUAGAAAUAGUAGUCAUUGGGAAUAAUGUUUUUAAGUUGAGGAUCUCAUGAAGAUGGUGAUGACAGCAAAUUAACUUUAUUUUGAUGUUAUAAUUGUUAGAUAUUAUAUGUACUACUGGUGUAGAAGUUAAUUGUUAAAGGUUUUUAAUAAAUUAUACAGUUAAAAUUGGAUGGGAAAGAGGAAAAGUGAUCAGAGAGAUAGUAUCUUGUUUAUCAAAUUUUAAUUUUAAAAAAUGUAAGAAUAUACUUGUAUAAGAACAUAUUCAGAAAAGUCAUAUAAUUUAAAUGAUAAAGCUGUUAACUUUUGAUUAGAACAAAAGACAUGUCUCACUUUUAAUGUAUAUUUAUACAAGUACUUAUGCCUAGUUAUAUACCAAAACAGAAUCACCAACUCUACUCACUUGUCAGUAUUAAAAUAAUUUUUGACUAUGGAUUUCCUUUGUUGCUGGUUUUAUAUAAAUAUUAUUGAUUUGACUUUAAUCAUGGAUUAUUAGGAAAACAUUGCCAGAUAGUUAAUAAAACUGUCCCUGGCAAGGAAUAUAUAUAUAAAAUUUUAGACCAUUACUUUUUUUACGCCAACUGCUGAGAGGUUCAGCCUCACUCUCCCAGUUCUCAAUUGGUCACAACUGAUAAUACUGGUACAUGUAGUAUCAUCGAUCUGUGCAAAGUGUCCAAGGUUAGUUCUAUGUCAUUAAACGUGGUCUGAGAGGUGUUGACAACCCUUGCAUAAUCCAGGGUUGGAGUCUCUAUUACAGUACUUGGUUUUCUUGUGGUUUUACUAAUUGGAAACUUCUCUGAAGUAAGACAGUGCUGUCAGAGAGCCCCCUGAGGUUCAAUGUUUACCGGAAACUAACCCCUGCUAUCAGGGUACCAAACAGCUUAUAUGGUGUAAACUGUUCUGUCUGAGGCAGAAAUUAGAUGGGAAUGUUAAAGGGUGUUAAAGGGUUUAAGUUAAAUCUUUGUUUAAGGGCUGUUUGGUAUAAACAGAUAAAACAUUGUUUCAGUGCAAUUACUGUGUUGCUUUUCUUUUAUUGACAUAAUACUUAGUUAUUACAGGUUGUUUACACUAAAAUGUAUUGAUGAGUUUAAUGUCUGUUAUGAACUAAAUUGUUAAGAGUUUUGCACAAGGUUGGAUUCAUGUUACUUUCAGGAACCAUUCUAACAGAGAAUUAAGGUAAACAUUUGCACAAAGGAUUGGCCUAAUAUGCUAAGAGAAAAAGACGUAAAUCAAAAUAAAAAAUUUCAAGAAGUUGUCCAAAUAUUGAUUUUUU
Molecule: messenger RNA, 3229 nt
Organism: Lingula anatina
Lineage: Eukaryota; Metazoa; Brachiopoda; Lingulata; Lingulida; Lingulidae
Product: glucose-6-phosphate isomerase-like
Biological process (GO): glycolytic process; glucose 6-phosphate metabolic process; gluconeogenesis
Cellular component (GO): cytosol
Molecular function (GO): monosaccharide binding; glucose-6-phosphate isomerase activity; carbohydrate derivative binding
Source: RefSeq, a predicted model, not a curated record